Molecule: messenger RNA, 6286 nt
Organism: Trichobilharzia regenti
Lineage: Eukaryota; Metazoa; Platyhelminthes; Trematoda; Strigeidida; Schistosomatidae
Source: the annotation of a GenBank genome assembly
AAAAUGAGAGAAUUUUGUUUUAAGGGCUGUCAAGGUUAAGUGGCAACUUCUGGCCUAUCAGCUGUCUGUCGGCAAAACAGCUGAUUGUCACCUAUGGCGUGUGAUGUACUCUUCAGACUAAAUAGUCUGGAAGCAAAGCGAAUAAAUAUGUUGAGAUUCCCAAGUUUAUAAACACCUCUGUUUAACAAAUAUGUGCAUUGUAUAAUCUCACACUAAGAGUGAUCUUUAGUGCAUACAAACAGCAUAGAAUAAAUACCCUAACUACAUUCAACUCCGAAUCUAAUCAAGUAUGAUUGAUAGUGCUGGGUCGGAAGUCUUAACUAUUUUAAACCCUAAGUUAUGCAGCAGUAAUCAAGGUUCGAACGCUCUCCAAUAUGUAUGUCGGUUCAUUCUGUCUCAGCAGGCCAAAAUCUAUGGUGGGAUAUUUGAUUACAUAGAUGGCUCUAAUAUCGAAAGGCAUGAAACUAAUAAAGAUGAGGGAACUAAAGCUCUUACAAUGGCAAGUUCUUACAUCUUAAAGCUUAUCUAUUUAGAACGACUCCCGUAAUGAUUCGUGGCGAAGUCCACAAUUCAAGAAAUCUAUAGUAACCAUCGAAACACUUGUCAUCGGAGAAAAUUGUUUAGAACACUGUGGAGACAAUAAGAUCCCGGUCUGUGUUAUGGAACAAUGGACAGUGAAACUAAUCCCUCAAAACUUUUCAAACAGAGGUAUCUCGAUUUCUGGUUGUCAGCUUGAGCUCUUGGACUUCAUAGAAAAAUCUCCUCUAAUGACUGCGAUUAAAGACCUCAGUCGCGUUCGCAAAUAUAAGAUAACACACAGAUCUUAUGCACGUGACCCUGUUUCUUGUAUAGGUGAUUCAUUUCUUAUGAAUGCUUCAGAUUUAUUGAAUAUGGACUUCACUUCUGAUGAUCUAAAUACGUAUGUUCAGUCAUUCUUAACUGAAGAUGGUUGUUGUUAUGAAAGUGCCUCAAAUACGGUUUCGAAAAUUGCCCUCCAGAAUGGGACUGAAUGCACUAUUACACGAGAUUUCACACCUUUAUCUGUUAACGAAACAACACUCUUACAUAUUAGUGCUGUAACAUUAAAACAUCCACCUCAGCAACCUCCGUCGUGUCCAUUUUGUCUUCGCUCAAUACGUACAGUAAACAAAGAUGAUUUCGUUAUGCCUGGUCGUAACAAACGUAUUUCACCUUCAAAAACCCUCACAGAUAUCAAUAUUUGCUCAGAAGAUGAUACAUUCAUAUUACCUGCAAUACAGGGAAAUGGUAAUGUCCAUCAACGGAAUUUCCUAAACUGUUCUAAAGAAUCUGAUGUAGAAACUAGUCGAAGUCCUGCUGUUAUAAUGGACUCUGAAGAAGCUAUUUUUCAGUCUUCAUAUGACAAUCUCUUCAACGACAUCCUGUCAUCCAGUUCUUCAGGGAACUGCACAGAGUCAGGUCACUCAACGUUAACAAAGAAGUCAACUCGUGUUGUCGAAUCUAAUCGGGUAUCACAAAUGCCUUUAGAACCACCUCCCCGUAAACAACAGCGUGUCAGUGAUUACACUCAUGAUGUUACCACUGAAAACCAAGAGUUAGAUAAUACCAGUCAGGUAUCCACUUCCGUUACCAGCAUCCCUACUAUAACUCCAAGUAUUCAACGUGAAGGUUGCAUCAAUAAGGUAAUUGCGGAAUUCACCAUGCUUAAUGUAGAACGCAAUCAAAGUAUAAAUUCUGUUGAACAUCAGAAUUCUUGUAAUCCUGGUGUAAUGCGCCUACCGACAGAUGAUUUGUGUUCAAGGGAAACUGUACAAGACAACAGGAAAAAACAAGAGCACACUUUAGAAUCGCAUUUAAAUGCAAGCAAAAAGAACUCACUGAAUUCUGAUUUUGAUUCGGUAUCAAGAUUGAGCAGGAGACGGAAUGCUGCUUCUGCAUGUGCUUGGCCUUCAUUUCACAAUGAAGGAACUCCUUUCUUCAAUCGUCGGACAGGUUUACCUUUACAGUCAUCUCCAGUACCUCUCAAAAGAAGUACAAGUGGAAAGUUCGAUUUUGACUCGUCGUUUAGCCGUUUGAAAACGUCUCGAAGUUCUAUUUGUAUGGUCUACAAUCAUAACUUAAGAAGUUCCAGUGAAAUCGCCGAUAGCUAUGUUAAAGGAAAUCAGUCAGUGGAAAAGACUUCUGAGCUGAAAAAUAUCAAGUCGGUAUCCGGAGUCAAUAAUACUGUUCCUGUCAAUAUUAUUACUAGUACAGUUGACAGUACAGAUAGUAAUGAUAGCUGUGGUACAAAAAAUGGUUCGUCUAACAACAAUAAUGAUAGCAACAACAACAACAACAAUAAGCCAAAUCAGAGUGUUUCAUUUCGUCGUCGACCAUCCAGUUUACGAUUCACUCCUCAGCAUCAAGACCAGUCAGCUGAAGCAGCAUUUGAACGUGGUGGAAGUAGCCGGUUGACAGUAGCUGCAAGACGACGUAAUUAUCCCGGGGAAAUGGAUUCAAUUGAAUUGAGUUGUAGUGCACCACCUUCGGGAAGUCGUGGUUUUCAAAUAUCUACAAGUUUAACUGAUCGAUUGGCUAACACUAUGGCUUGUACACCUGUGCCACAUGGUAGUUCACAGCAUUUAUUGGUUAACUUCGAAGAAAGUAUGCUCAAUGGUAGAAUACAUCCAGUUGGUCAAGUUGAAGGCUUUUCUUUAGAACUGGGCGCCAGUGGUUCAUUCUAUCCAAAUCAUGUUCGCCUUCCUAUGAAAGCCUACUUCUUUGACUUGUCUGAUGAUAAUGCUCCAUCCCCGUAUCUUGGCUAUGCUGAUCUCAGACAAUUGCCUAGUAAUAAAGGUUAUCAUAUACCGAAAAAAGGUUCAAUUCAACUGACUUUAUUCAACCCGACUGGUCUAGUGGUCAAAAUGUUUGUCAUUGUAUAUGAUUUAGAUGAUAUGCCACCGAAUUGUCAAACUUUUUUAAGACAACGCACAGUCUAUAUGCCAAUACAACAGAAUCAAUAUCCAAUGUCGGAGCCAACCACUGUCUCGUCUCUUUCUCCGACUUCUUUAUCAACCCCAUCCACUUGUCAACAUCAUCAUAAUUCAUAUAAUCGUGCGUAUAAUCCAGUUCGUCAUCAGUAUACACGUACGUCUACGGAUUAUUUAACUCCUGCUACACAUCCUACUACUACAACUACUGCUGCUUCCACAUUUGCGAAUGCUUCAACUGAUCUUUUCUGGAGUAGUACACCGCAUAAAUCGUUAACUGAACCAAAUACCCCGUUGUUUUCUUCAUCACCUUCAUGUUCCUGCUCAUCAAUAUCAUCUGUGUGCUCAUCAAGUCCGUAUGGUUCACAAAGUGCUGUGUACCCGGGUACACCGAAUUCACGUAAUGAACUACCUGCAUAUCUGCGUUACCUCGUUCAUCUAAGAUUUCAUACAACCCGUUCUGGUAAACUCUAUCUACACACUGAUCUACGCUUAAUAUUUUCAAGAGAUAAAUUUGAAUUUGAUCCACGUGUUGCUACCUAUGAACUGCGUUCAUUUGUCGAUGCACCAUCGAAUCCACGUUAUUCACCUAAAAAAUGGUCAACACGUCAUACAUCAACAAAACAUCAUCGGAAAACAAUGAACACAUCUGCCUCCUAGCCAGCUAGCUAGUUAGUUAGUCAGCUAUCCAGCUGACUAGUUUGAUUCCUCAUUCAUACAUUUUCUUUUUGUCUCAAUGCUGAAGCAAAUUGAAUUAUUUGAGCAAAACUGCACAAUGGCUGUUUUUAUUGACCCCCCACCUCUUCUAUUCAGAGGAACUAUGAUUCUCUUUUUAGUAAUGUGAAAAGAGAUUUCAAGAGUGAUAUAAACUAACUGCCUAUUUUCUUAGACAUACUUAUACUUUACUUGUUUACUUAUGUUUACUCGUUUGUUUGUUUAUUUGUAUGUUUAUUGGUUUGUAUGUAUGUAUGUAUGUGUGCUCGUUUGUCUGUUUAUUUAUUAUUUUGUUGGUUUGUUUAAAUUAUUUAUUUUCCUACUGUGAUACAACCAUUUCCAAUAAAGUAUAUUUUUGGGUUUCUCAUACAUUGAAGCGCAUAUAUACAUACAUAGACGCAUGCUUAUGCACGCGUAGACAUACAUAUACACACACACGCGCGUAAAUGCCAUUGCCUAAUUUGCACAUGUGUAUUUGUGUUUGGUGGAGCCCCUUCUCUACCUGAAGAACAUGUUAAUUUUACAACCAAACUAACUGCCCAACUAAGUAACUAACUAUCUGUGAAAUAAUGUCAUAAUGUCUUUCUAUCUAUCUAUCUAUACUUGUGCAUAUAUUAUUGUGGUUAGUUCAUUCAAAUGCGCGCCUUUGUGUUUGCAUUAAUUUACGAUAUACAUAUAAAAUACGCAUAAAUACACCUAUAAUAUGUCAGCUGCUGUAGAGAGAGAGAGAGAGAGAGAGAGACAGUAGCAUAGCGAGUGUGUGUGUGUGUGGAAAUUGACUAUUUGCCUAUAAUUUAAUCCUGGUGAAGACAGGAAUUUUUCAAUUUACAAAGAGUUAUUGAUGUGUACAUAUAUAUAAUAUAUUAACAUUAUCUAUCCCUGUGUCUCUUAGCUAUCUUUUCUACCUUAACAACAGUAACUUACUUAUUUAACCAAUGGCUACACCAUAUUCCUAUAUUGAAAUUCCAUUUCAAUGAUUUUUCUGAUCAGCUGAUAAACGCGUCACACACAUACUACUUACUAGUCAGUCAUAUUCAUCUAUGAAAAAAGCGAUGUUGCCAGUACUUGCAGUGAUAGUGUUUUUUCCCCUUGAAACUUCAUUAUUUUGCCUGCCUUUCUCUCUGUGAUUUUCUUUUUGUUGUUGUAAUUUCUAACUUUAUGUCUGUGUGUGUGUAUGUGUAAGGCCCACGUGGUCGGUCCACUUGUCUUUAUAAUAAUAUGUAUAUGGGGUUGUGCUCAUAGUGGUGUUAUUCUGUUGAUGUCUUCAACAGGUAAUUGUGAUACACAGUAUUCUGCCUUUUCAGUUCAGUUGGACGACGGCGGCGGCGGCAACGGAGUGUGUGUGUGUGUGGUGUAAAUUCAACUAAUGUUUAUUCAAUUCAAUUCGAUUUCUGCUUUUACUUUUAAGAUGUGAAUGCAUGUAUAAAUGCUGGCAAUCUGUUUACUUUUAAGCAUGGUUUCUUGUUAUUAUUACUUAUCUUUUUUCUUGAGUACGCUUGAGUCUGUCUAUUUGAGCAUAAUUCAAGUUCUCUAUCUCUCACUUUCUCUGUGUGUGUGUCUCUCUCUCUCCCUUCACAUCUUUCUUUCUUUCUUCUCUUAUCGAAAAUUAUACCAAUUUUUCUACAAUGCUCUUUAAUGAGUAUAGUAUAUGUUUUCACCUAGUGAUUACUAAUAUUGUUACUACUAUUUUGAAUCAUAUCAUUGAUCAUUUGAGCUGUUCACUAAUGAAUGAGUAGUCAUUGAUGAUGAGUAGUAUAGUUGUGUUCUCAGCAUACACAUUCAAUUUGUUUGUUUUUUCCGUUUUGCAUAUUCUUUAUUCUUGUUUCUUUCCUUUUUUUCUUUGAGUUCUACUCACACACAUGCGUGCGCUCGCUCACACCUACCCACCCACACACUCUGUUGGAGUAGUCUUUCUUUCGAUACCUGUUUUUGCACACACACACACACCCCUCAUGUAUCAAAGUGUGUGUGUGUGUUCGUCGGCCAUUAUUGUGAACUCAGAAACCGUUAGUGGAAUCAGUCAAGACUAACACUAAUGCGUGAUCGCGUACUACCGACUGUUCUCAUUGUUCUUCCUAUUUGAAAGAAAAAAGCAACUUCAUUUUUUAAUUUUUAAUAUUUUGGUUUUUUUGUUUUGUUUUGUUAUUAUUUGCUGUAUAAUUCAAUGCCUACCUUAUUUACUAUUAUUAUUAUUAUUAUUAUUACUAAUCAUGGCUGUCCCGUGGGGUGUGGGUUUACCCCUCUGUGCGUAUAUGUGUGCGUGUUUGUGUGUGGAAGAAAGUGCACUGAUGACUGAUCUGUGUUCAAAUAGUAUAGUUAGUUGUGUUGUGUCUGUGUGUAAGCACAACUAACUCACCUGCUGCAUCUGUGUUCUUCGAGUGAUUUACUUGUUUUUCUGAUUUUUUCUUUCUUUGUGUUCUCUGUUUCUUUGUUGGUUUGUUCACCUAUUUUAAAAACUUUCUUCUUCAUCCCCCCCUCUCUCUCUCCAGGUUUUUGUUCUUUAUAUAUAAAGAGGAGUAAAAUAGCAGUAAUAUUGAUGACGAUAAUAAUAAUAGUAAUAACAUUAUUUAAUAAUAAUUGUAAUAAUAUUGAAAGAGAGCAUAUAUAUAUAUAUAUAUAUAUAU